Molecule: messenger RNA, 1088 nt
Organism: Haliaeetus leucocephalus (bald eagle)
Lineage: Eukaryota; Metazoa; Chordata; Aves; Accipitriformes; Accipitridae
Gene: MYOZ1
Product: myozenin 1
Exons: 6
Coding region: 136-1017 (293 amino acids)
Cellular component (GO): actin cytoskeleton; Z disc
Molecular function (GO): telethonin binding; FATZ binding; actin binding
Source: RefSeq, a predicted model, not a curated record
GGACAAGCCUGCCCAGCAGCACCCAGAGACGGGCUGGAAGGAAGCAGCCCACUGCUGAGCUGUGGGGCAGGCGAGUGAACUGGUCUGAGCCUGGCACUGCAAACCUGAGAGCAAAGCAGAGAACACUUUGUGGGAAUGCCCCUUGCAGGGACUCCUGCUCCUGUUAAAAGGAAAAAGUCCACUAAACUCAUUGGGAAGCUGACACACGAAGUCAUGCCACAAGAGGUGUCCAAGCUGAACUUGGGAAAGAAGAUCAGCAUCCCCAGAGAUGUGAUGCUAGAAGAGCUUUCUCUCCUCACUAACAAAGGAUCCAAGAUGUUCAAAUUACGUCAGCUGAGGGUGGAGAAGUUCAUUUAUGAGAAUAACCCUGAUGCCUUCACCGACAGUUCUGUGGAUCACUUUCAGAAGUUCAUCCCACCAGGAGGGCAUUACGGGGAAGAUGCUCAUGGCUAUGCCCAUGGGCGGAUGGUAGGAGGAGUGACAGCGGGUCAGCAUGGCUCCAGUAAGCAGCAGUAUCCUGCUGUUCCUCCUAGGCCUGGAAGCAAAGGAGGCCCUGGGGACAGUGAAGGGGACCGUCCAGGAGAAUCGGCUGGAAGUGGUGGAGGAGGCGAUGGUACUGGGAAAGAUGGCAAGUCAGGAGGCAAAAAAAUCACUGUAUUUAAAACUUACAUCUCCCCCUGGGAACGAGCAAUGGGUAUCAGCCCCGAGGACAAAAGUCAGUUCACCAUUGACUUACUGUCAUAUAGUUCCAAAGCUGAUUUCCCCCAUUACAAGUCUUUUAACCGGACUGCCAUGCCUUACGGGGGUUAUGAGAAAGCAGCCAAACGGAUGACCUUCAAAGUGCCUCAGUUUGAUAUUUGCCCUUUGCUUUCAGAAUCUCUCAUGAUAUAUAAUCAAAAUUUCAGCAACAGACCCUCCUUCAACAGAACCCCAAUACCUUGGAUGCCUUCGGGAGACUCCUCUGAGUACCAUACUGAGGUCAAUGUGCCAAGGAGUGGUGAAACAGAAGAGCUGUAAAUCCCCACCACCAAGGCCGCCUUUUUUUCUCAGCCCCUUCUAUUUGCAAGUUGAUAGUAAGGGCCUGAAAA